Molecule: messenger RNA, 1986 nt
Organism: Didymodactylos carnosus
Lineage: Eukaryota; Metazoa; Rotifera; Eurotatoria; Philodinida; Philodinidae
Source: the annotation of a GenBank genome assembly
AUGUUUAUCGCAAAAAAAACAAACAAUAAUUCUGAUAAUAUAACUGUGAUUGAUUCUACAAUUGAUGACGAACUUAAUUCAACAGCAGACGAUCGAAGAUUAUCGUCAAAUGCACUAUCAACACGAACAAUAAUGUCAACAACACCUUUAGCAACAGCACAAGCAUCACUUCGACCCUCAAUUAAUCGACGAUUAGCAAAUUUAAAAAUAAGCAAUCAUCAUCAUAAUAGUACAAAUAGUAGUUGUGCUAGUAAUACAUCAAUCUCAUUUCCUGAAAAUACUCAUCCUCCAGAUUUACUCGAUGGACUCAAUGAUUUGAGACUAAAUAAAAAAUUAUGCGAUGUUAUCUUAGUAGUUGAUAAACAACAAUUUUAUUGUCAUAAGAAUGUACUUGCCGCUACAAGUCCCUAUUUUCGUGCGAUGUUUACGGGUGAAAUGUUUGAAAGUUCACAAUCUCUUGUGACGCUCAAUGGCGUGGAUGCUGAUGCAAUCGCAGAAUUAAUUGAAUAUGCUUAUACGGCUGAAGUAACAAUAUGCGAACAUAAUGUCCAAAGUUUGUUAUCAGCAGCGAAUUUUUUACAAAUUCAAACAGUACGUGAAUCAUGUUGUCGAUAUUUUGAGCGUUUCCUUGAUGAAACAAAUGCAAUUGGUAUCAACUGUUUUGCUGAAUUACACAAUUCUACAGAAUUAAUGCGAAAAGCCAAAAGAUUUAUAUUGAAAAAAUUUAGUCUCGUUGUACAACAAGAGGAAUUUAUUAAUGUUUCAGCUCAAAAGUUAAUUGAAUUCAUUAAAGACGAUGAUAUUCAUGUCAUAUGCGAAGAUGAGAUAUUUGAUGCUUGUUUGAAAUGGCUAAAUUAUUCAUUGGAAGAACGUGCAAAAGAAUUUCACCACUAUUCGUUGAUGGACAAAGUUGCUACCUGUAAAGUUAUACAAGAAUGUAGUGAAUGUCGCUUAUUAUUGGAUGAAGCUGUUCGUUAUCAUCUACUAGUUGAUAGAAGGACAGAAAUGAAUAGUCCUCGAUUAAAACCAAGAACAUGCACUGAAUUAACAGAAAUCUUAGUAUUUCUUGGUGGUGAAGAUGAACGCGUUGUUGUUCGAGGAGUUGAAGUUUUUAAUCCAGAUAAAGACGAAUGGAAAAAAUUGCAAUGUCUACCAUUUGCUGUUUCUAAACAUUCAGUUUGUUGUUCAGGUGGUACACAAUUGUAUUUAGCAGGAGGUGAUUGGCCUGAUGGACAUCCAAGUAGUGAAGUAUGGAAAUACGAACAAAAAUUAGAUACAUGGAUUCGGUUACAAGACAUGUUAACGUCUCGUUCUGAAUUGGGUCUAGCGUUGAUUGAUAAUUAUUUAUAUGCAGUAGGAGGCUGGGAUGGUAGUAAUAGACUGAACUCAAUUGAACGUUAUUGUAUAGAGAGUAAUUGUUGGACAAUUAUAUCACAAAUGCAAAUAGCUGUAACUAGUCCAUCUGUGUGUGCUUUAAAAGGCUUUUUAUAUAUCAUUGGUGGCACUGUUCAUGAAGAGGGUGAUGGUAUUGAUCUUGUUCAACGAUUUGAUCCAAAAACAAAUACGUGGACUCAAGAUUUAUCAUCAAUGAAGAUUGCUCGCUCAGGAGCGGGAAUAACUGCGUUUCAAUCUCAAAUUUUUAUCUGCGGUGGUUGGCAUGCCUCAGAGAGCACUAACAAAGUAGAAGUCUAUGAUUCAGAAUUGAACGAAUGGAAAUUUGUGCAAUCGAUGCGUGAACGUCGUUAUAGACCCGGAGUAUCUGUUGUAAAUGGAAAAAUUUAUGUUUGUGGUGGCCAAGAGCAUUUUAACAAAUAUCACGAUUCAGUAGAAGCAUAUUCAACUCAGGACAACACUUGGACAAUUAUAACGGAAUUAAUAUGUGGUCGUAGUUGGUUAGCAUGUGCUACUCUAAUAUUACGUUGGAACGAUCUUCACUGGGAUCAUAAUUGUGAAGGAGAGCAUGAACCGCCAGAAAAUACAAAUUAA